Messenger RNA from Ornithorhynchus anatinus (platypus), 7682 nucleotides. It is a transcript of the gene ATP2B3, whose product is annotated as ATPase plasma membrane Ca2+ transporting 3. The record is from RefSeq and is a predicted model, not a curated record. NCBI's taxonomy places the organism in Eukaryota, Metazoa, Chordata, Mammalia, Monotremata, Ornithorhynchidae. The transcript is spliced from 21 exons. Gene Ontology annotation, cellular component: intracellular membrane-bounded organelle; membrane. Gene Ontology annotation, biological process: regulation of cytosolic calcium ion concentration; calcium ion transmembrane transport. The coding region runs from base 104 to 3877 and encodes 1257 amino acids. Gene Ontology annotation, molecular function: ATP hydrolysis activity; PDZ domain binding; P-type calcium transporter activity.
UUCCAUCUUUCUGUCACACUGACCUACAAUCGUCCCAGGCCAGAACGUCUACCAGCCACACACCACCGACCUUGAAGUCAAGAGGGCCCCUAGUGAAGACGAGAUGGGAGACAUGGCUAACAGCUCAGUGGAUUUCUAUCCCAAGAACCAGCGACAAGAGCUGAACCAUGCUGGCGGCUUUGGCUGCACCCUGCCGGAGCUGCGCUCUCUCAUGGAGCUGCGGGGAGCGGAGGCUCUUCAGAAAGUCCAGGAGACUUACGGGGACGUCAACGGCCUCUGCCGAAGGUUAAAGACCUCGCCCACCGAAGGUCUGUCAGACAACGUAGCGGAUUUGGAAAAGCGAAGGCAGAUCUACGGACAGAACUUCAUCCCUCCCAAACAGCCCAAAACGUUCCUGCAGUUAGUUUGGGAAGCUCUCCAGGAUGUGACGCUCAUCAUAUUGGAAAUCGCGGCCAUCAUAUCCCUGGGUCUUUCAUUUUAUGCGCCACCGGGAGAGGAGAGUGAAGCCUGUGGAAAUGUAGCAGCUGGAGCAGAAGAUGAAGGAGAGUCAGAAGCUGGCUGGAUUGAGGGAGCUGCCAUCUUGCUGUCAGUCAUUUGUGUCGUGUUGGUGACGGCCUUCAAUGACUGGAGUAAGGAGAAGCAAUUUCGGGGCCUGCAGAGCCGGAUUGAGCAGGAGCAGAAGUUCACAGUCAUCCGGAAUGGACAAGUCAUUCAGAUCCCAGUAGCAGAGCUCGUUGUGGGAGACAUCGCCCAAAUCAAAUACGGGGACUUGCUGCCCGCAGAUGGAGUUCUGAUCCAGGGGAAUGACCUCAAAAUUGAUGAAAGUUCAUUAACAGGAGAAUCAGACCACGUGCGCAAGUCAGUGGAGAAGGAUCCAAUGUUACUCUCUGGCACCCACGUCAUGGAAGGAUCGGGGAGAAUGGUGGUCUCUGCUGUUGGUGUAAACUCCCAGACAGGAAUUAUCUUUACCCUGCUCGGAGCCGGCGGUGAGGAAGAGGAGAAAAAGGAUAAGAAAGGAAAGCAGCAGGAUGGGGCUGUGGAGAAUAAUCAGAACAAAGCGAAAAAGCAAGAUGGGGCAGUAGCCAUGGAGAUGCAGCCCCUGAAGAGUGCAGAGGGAGGAGAGAUGGAGGAGCGGGAGAAGAAGAAAGCCAGUGUGCCCAAAAAGGAGAAAUCAGUGCUGCAAGGGAAACUCACUAAGCUGGCCGUGCAAAUCGGGAAAGCAGGUUUGGUGAUGUCUGCCAUCACCGUAAUCAUCUUGGUCCUCUACUUUGUGAUUGAGACCUUCGUGAUCCAGGGCCGAGUCUGGCUGGCGGAAUGCACCCCCGUCUACGUGCAGUACUUUGUGAAGUUCUUCAUCAUCGGGGUCACUGUCCUGGUCGUGGCCGUGCCCGAAGGCCUGCCCCUUGCUGUCACCAUCUCCUUAGCUUACUCGGUCAAGAAAAUGAUGAAGGAUAAUAACUUGGUUCGGCACCUGGACGCCUGUGAGACCAUGGGCAACGCCACUGCCAUCUGCUCUGACAAAACGGGCACUCUCACCACCAAUCGCAUGACGGUAGUCCAGUCCUACGUGGGGGACACACACUACAGAGAGAUCCCUGACCCUGCAAGUCUGACCCCAAAAACCUUGGACCUUCUUGUCCAUGCCAUCUCCAUCAACAGUGCCUACACCACCAAGAUACUACCUCCAGAGAAGGAAGGAGCCCUUCCACGCCAAGUAGGCAAUAAAACUGAGUGCGCCUUGCUUGGGUUUGUCCUGGACCUGAAGCGGGACUUCCAGCCGGUGCGAGACCAGAUCCCAGAGGAGAAGCUUUACAAGGUGUACACCUUCAACUCCGUCCGGAAGUCCAUGAGCACGGUCACCUGCAUGCCCGACGGAGGCUUCCGGUUAUUCAGCAAAGGAGCAUCUGAAAUCCUUCUCAAAAAGUGUACGAACAUCUUAAAUAGCAGCGGUGAGCUCCGGGGCUUCCGCCCCCGCGACAGGGAUGAGAUGGUCAAGAAGGUCAUCGAGCCAAUGGCCUGUGACGGAUUGCGGACCAUCUGCAUCGCCUACCGGGACUUCUCUGCUGGGCAGGAGCCAGAGUGGGACAACGAAAACGAGAUCGUCGGAGACCUGACCUGCAUCGCUGUGGUGGGCAUCGAAGACCCCGUCCGGCCCGAGGUUCCUGAAGCCAUUCGCAAGUGCCAACGCGCUGGCAUUACCGUCCGCAUGGUGACGGGAGAUAACAUCAACACUGCCCGGGCCAUUGCAGCCAAGUGCGGCAUCAUCCAACCUGGGGAGGACUUCCUGUGCCUGGAAGGGAAGGAAUUCAACCGGAGAAUCCGAAACGAGAAAGGAGAGAUAGAACAGGAGCGCCUGGAUAAAAUCUGGCCAAAGCUGAGAGUUCUAGCUCGCUCUUCUCCAACCGACAAACACACACUGGUCAAAGGAAUCAUCGACAGCACCAUUGGAGAGCAGAGACAAGUGGUGGCCGUGACCGGGGACGGAACCAACGACGGACCGGCCCUGAAAAAGGCUGACGUUGGCUUUGCUAUGGGGAUAGCUGGGACGGAUGUAGCCAAAGAGGCUUCGGACAUCAUCCUGACAGAUGACAACUUCUCCAGCAUCGUCAAGGCGGUGAUGUGGGGUCGCAACGUAUACGACAGCAUCUCUAAAUUCCUGCAGUUUCAGCUGACGGUCAAUGUCGUGGCAGUGAUUGUGGCCUUUACAGGUGCCUGCAUCACUCAGGACUCUCCUCUCAAAGCCGUCCAGAUGCUCUGGGUGAAUCUGAUCAUGGAUACGUUCGCUUCUCUGGCUCUGGCAACAGAACCACCCACCGAGUCUCUCCUCCUGCGCAAGCCGUAUGGUCGCAACAAGCCCCUCAUCUCGAGAACCAUGAUGAAGAACAUUCUGGGACACGCGGUCUACCAACUCACCAUCAUUUUCACCUUGCUUUUUGUUGGUGAAAUCUUUUUUGACAUUGACAGUGGCCGAAAUGCUCCUCUGCACUCUCCUCCCUCCGAACACUACACCAUCAUCUUCAACACUUUCGUCAUGAUGCAGCUAUUCAAUGAAAUCAAUGCGCGGAAAAUCCACGGGGAAAGGAACGUCUUUGAUGGCAUCUUUGGCAAUCCCAUCUUCUGUACCAUUGUACUGGGAACGUUUGGUGUUCAGAUCGUGAUUGUGCAGUUUGGUGGCAAGCCCUUCAGCUGUUCACCUCUGACCACAGAACAGUGGCUCUGGUGCCUGUUUGUGGGCGUGGGGGAGCUGGUCUGGGGACAGGUUAUCGCCACCAUUCCCACUAGCCAAUUAAAAUGUUUAAAGGAGGCGGGGCACGGGCCCGGAAAGGACGAAAUAACCGAUGAAGAGAUGGCUGAGGACGAAGAAGAGAUUGACCAUGCCGAGAGAGAGCUCCGACGUGGCCAGAUCCUCUGGUUCCGCGGCCUCAAUCGGAUCCAGACUCAGAUGGAGGUAGUGAGUACCUUCAAGAGAAGCGGUUCAUUUCAGGGUGCCGUGCGCCGACGUUCCUCGGUCCUCAGCCAACUCCAUGACGUAACCAAUAUUUCUACCCCCACUCACAUCCGGGUGGUGAAAGCAUUCCGUAGUUCUCUCUAUGAAGGGCUGGAGAAACCGGAAUCCAAGACCUCCAUCCACAACUUCAUGACGACGCCUGAGUUUCUGAUCAAUGACUACAUCCACAACAUCCCUCUCAUUGAUGAUACAGAUGUGGAAGAGAAUGAAGAGCCUCCAGGCAAGGGCCUCCGGGCCAGCCCGCCCCAUUCCCCCAACAAAAACAACAAUGCCAUAGACAGUGGCAUCUACUUGACCACAGAUGCCAGCAAGUCAGCUACCUCUUCUAGUCCAGGAAGCCCAAUCCACAGCAUGGAGACGUCACUCUAACCAGAACUUCUCUCUCAAGCACACGCUCAUAGAAACAAAUACCGACGCCCAACCCCACAAACAACAGCAAAAUGCAAAUAUGUAUACACAGACAUACACACACAAAACACAGAGAGAGAGAGAAGCCAAUGCACAAGAGAGGAAAACAACAGAGAUCUCUGAGACUAUUUUUUUUUGCAGAUGGUUUGCAAAAAGAAGAAUAAAUUAAACAAAUAAGGAUCGUGUGGCAGAUGUUUGUUUAUCCAGGACAUGAGGAAUAGCUUAUUACACAAAAGGGGAGAGAGAAAAAAAAAACUAGAGAGGGGAAGGGGUUUUUUCCCCUAUUGAUUUUUUUGUUGCUAAUGAUUACAAAAAUGAACUCCUAAAUUCCACCAUCUGUUGGGGGCUUGGACUCUGAGCUGGGGUGGGUUUUUUUUAAUGCACGGGGGAAGAAAGACAAAAAUGUACUCAUAAAGGAAAACAAAAAAAAAGAAGAGACUUCGGCGGUUUGGGCUGAGCUCAAACCAAGGAAAAUGCUGUACAGAGAUAACAUGCAUUUAUUGAUUUUUUUUUCCUUUCUCUUCAGUCCAGCAAAGAGCUCACAUGCGUGAGCCACUCAAAUAUAUUUGCACCAAAAAAAAUUUAAAAAAACAAAAAAAAUCUUCACAGCUAUAUUAUAAAUAUAUAUAAGAAACAAAACAAGUAUUAAGAAUAGGAAACUGAUUCUUGGCAUGAUUUUUCAGUUCCUUUUUCCAGGCACUUUUAUUUUUAAAUUGCAUUUUUGAUUGUAGCAGGUAUUUUUUCAGGGAAAUAGUUUGCAAAAAUAACUUUUCGGUUCCAAAAUUUUGCUCCCUUUCCCUUUGUUCCAUCUCUCCUUCCCAACCACCUUAACUUCCUGGCCCCUGCAUUUAUCCCUCUUCCCCUAGAGUUAAGUUCCUGGAAAUAUUUUUUGAUGAAAAGUCAUAAUCCUAAGGGGAAAAUAAAUGAAGGGGAGGGGAAGAAAGGGCUUGAGCAGGAGCUAGGAAAGGGUUGGAAUAAGAUUAUUUGCACUUCAAGAGAUAUGACUGCACACUUGUGGCGUGAGGGAAGCUAUGUUAAAGCUCAUUAUUAAAAAGACUGUAAGAAAGUGUCUAAUCCGAAAGAUGUCAUUCAGUAGGUGGAAGCUGAAUUAUUCUUUUACAUUUCACUUUGUUGGCUCAUCCUGACUCCGGUCCACAAGCCGGAUGUUGCUAUUUCUCUAUCCUCCUCCCCAAUCUAAAGAAAUGGGAUGCCAAAAGCUCCAUAAAAGUUGCCAAUCCCUGAUUAUCGUAGAAGUCCUGAUAAUAAUAAUAAUCGUGAUAUUUGUUAAGCACUUACUAUGUGCCAGGCACUGUACUAAGCGCGGGGAUGGAUACAAGCGAAUCGGCCCUGUCCCCUCUCGGGGCUCACGGGCCUUAAUCCCCAUUUUACAGAUGAGUUAACCAGGGCACAGAGAAGCUGUGAUUUGUCCAAGGUCACACAGCAGACAAGUGGUGAAGCCGGGAUCGAUCUCUGGCACUGGAAUUUACAACAGAUUGAAUUAUCAUAGCACAUUCCCAUUGGAAGCUGACCUUGGUAUGCCACUCUAAGCUUCUUCAAAAAGAACUUCUUUAAGGAGGGGAGGGAGGAGAGAGGAACCAUUAAAUCGUUGCCUCUAGAUGGCACGGAGCCAACACGGUCAUUCAUUCUUAACUGCACACGCCGCCGUAUAUGCUUGCUCGUCACAGUCCCCCAGGGUUAGACCUCAAAGGAACUGGAAUAAAGGUGCUAACAGUGAAAAAUAAUACGCUUGAGUAAAGCUAUGCCACGUUCAGUAAAGGAGAAAGUUGGAGCAAAAGGGGCACAAUGCCAGUGAGAACCAGCGCUUAGUUUUAUUCGGUAGAUAAUUAGCCCUCUCUCUUACCUGUCUGGUCUCCUCCAAAGCUCGGAAGAAAUCAUUCCCUCUGCUACAGGAAGGUUUUAGAUUUAACACUGGAAAAGCAUGGAUCUUGUGAACGGCACUUUACCUGGAGGCUACCGACAAGGUUUGGACCCGAUCUAUUUUUCUUGCUCAGCCCAUGAAAUACGCCAAAAUUAGCGUCAACAGAGCAACGGUGGAAACGUGUCAGAUUAAUAUCCACGAUCAAAUGGGACACGUCCAAAAUCUCUUCCGAUCUUCCACCUUCUGGCUCAAUGAGGAGGUAUAAAGAGAAAAGUAGGAAAAUAUAGCUAUUUUAACCUUCAUUUAUUUCAGCUUGUGAUAACGUUGAGAGAGACAAUUGCAUAAACAAAGCCAUCUGGAGGAAUCGAAUUAUGUCCUUGUUAGAAUAACGCUCUGUCUCCCGGGCACUGGUUGGGGGGUAGGAAACCCCUUCAAUUAUGCAAAAACAACUUCGUUACUUACGCGACAAAAAAACGUAAAAUGUUUUAACGGAUCCGUACGUGUACCACCAUUUUAAACAGCUCAUCGACGUGGAAGAGUUCUUCUAGCAUAUUGCCGCCCUACCUGGUGUUGUCAUUCUCGCCAUCUGUGGGCAUAGAAUUUUUCCACAUCCGAUUUGAAGUCAUGCAUGAUCCCACACAAUUUAGGGGCACUUUAAAUAACCUCAUGAACCCCUUGUCACCAUUUUUCAGCUGUAAACACUUUGUAUUUUCACUCAAUAUUAGGUUGAACCCUUAAGGAGAUGGAAACAUUUUCCAAGAGUGUACAGUUCUGUGCAUAUUCUGCCAAGGGGAGUCAGGGCAAGCCUAGAUCUAACAUUGCAACCCGAGAAAAUCGAGAGAAUAAACAAACCAUUUUGUGGUCGUCCAAAGGUAUAAACCUCUGACGACCAGAGACUCAUACGAUUCUUUAAGGCAUGAUUUCAAGAACACGACAACUACUUUUUAAACCAAUAGGAGGCACAGCAAAGAGAACUGUUCUUUCUCAACUGCGCAAGAGGAUCGAUAGCUUCAUCUGUUAGCAACCUCGCUUCCUUCGCAUUGGUUGGUACUUUUUAAUUGAGAUUACUCCAUGUUUUAUCUGCUGAAAGAUCCAUCUCUUUGUAGCUGGGGCUAGACAGUGGCCUGGAGGAGGCUGAGGUGGCCGGGGGUCGGCGGGGCUGGGGGGAGAAUGGCAGUGGAAAAAACUUAUAUUGUGAAACUCGUAGUUGUCGAAGACAGCGGGAGACUGGCCUAACGGGCGUGCCUAGAAAUAUAUUUUUAACCUGCCAGGCGAGAGAGCACACCACUCCCACGCCAGCUCUCUAUCAUCUUCACAAAUGGUGCAGCAUUCACACAAAACAAGUGCCAUGCAAAUGCCACAGAGGAGUUGUUGCGUUUAUCUUGCUCUGUCCCGAUAGGCUUCUCGGCUGGUGUCCGCCUGCAUGGAAGACAAGACUAAAGCGCUCCAGUCCCCAUCGUGCCAUUGUGUCACAACAGAGAAAAAAAAAGAAAAAAGAAAAAAAAAGGAUUCAAAUCUGUCUCUGAAAAAAAAUUCUGUUUAAAUAAGAUCCCACUUUAAAAUACCAGCUACAGAUAAUUUAAAGCCAUCCCUUUUUUCUAAAGGGCACAUUGAGAAUGUUACCCAUUUGUAAAUCGUUUCUUGCUGUCCUUGUUUUCAAAAACAGAAAAAGGCAACUCAAUUUGUUGAGCAUCUGCGUGUUCUUAAAAAUGAAAUAAAAUUCUAAGUGUUUAAUUUUAAGAUGAUCAAACGUGUAAUACUACAUUCGCAGGCUUCUUUUCAUUCAAUAUUGUAGAUAUAUUGAUAGAACAAAGGAUAAAAUAUAUAUUUAAAAAAACAAAAAAAACUUCACUGCUGCUGUAUAAAGUCGCCAAAUGUAAGCAUCAA